Molecule: messenger RNA, 1845 nt
Organism: Coffea eugenioides
Lineage: Eukaryota; Viridiplantae; Streptophyta; Magnoliopsida; Gentianales; Rubiaceae
Product: F-box protein At3g12350
Exons: 2
Coding region: 228-1622 (464 amino acids)
Biological process (GO): gibberellic acid mediated signaling pathway; SCF-dependent proteasomal ubiquitin-dependent protein catabolic process
Cellular component (GO): SCF ubiquitin ligase complex
Molecular function (GO): protein binding
Source: RefSeq, a predicted model, not a curated record
ACUGCCAGUCAGCUGUCCCAAAGGUAGGAAGCUUCUCUCUAAACGCAGGAAUAAUCCAUUCCCCCCUGAAGAAUCUUCUCUCCUUCACCUCAUCCCACUUCUCUCCCUAACCUGCCCCCUUUGCCUUCCAACCGCCUUCCCUAAUCUCCCAGCUCCAAGGGGAGGCAAAAAACGUAUAUAAGCAAAAGCAAGGAAGUGAAAUACCCAGCCCAAAAAAAAAAAAAGGGAUGGCAUCAAAUGGAAAUGAUGGGGACAUAAAAUCAUCAUUUUCUUUCUCAGAUUUCCCAGAAGAUGUGCAGAUCUGCAUCUUAUCAUUCCUCGACCAAUCAGAGCUCGGCACGUUCGCUUCCACCUCAAAACGCUUCCUUUCUUUGUGCCGCCACGACCAGCGGCUCUGGUUCUCUAUGUGCGACCGCAGGUGGGGCCGCUCUAAAACCCUCAUCAAUAAAUGGGGCAACGGUAAAAUCUCUUAUAAACUUCUCUACAAAACCCUUCUUGAAUACGAAAAUCUAAUUGGAUUUUGGCGCCGGUGUGGCACCUCGGCCGGCACUGCCGUUCAACCCUCGUCGCCGCUGGUUUUCUUCGAGUGGGGCCCCUUUUAUAUCACGGGUUCAAGGGUUUCUCCCUCGAAAACUCGUACUUAUGAGGUAAUAAAGUUGCCUUUCUUAUGGAUUAGUUUAACAUCUAAAGGUGAGUCCAUAAAUUAUCUUGAUCCCGAGGGCAAGCUGGAAUUAUCUGAGAAUUUAGUUGAUUCAGGCGAAUUGUCGGUUUUAGAUAAUGAUUUGAUUCCUGUGAAUGUGAGUUUUAUGGGGAAAUGUCAUGUUGUGCUUGAGGAAAGUGUGAUUUCUAUUGGCAAUAGUUUGAAUUCAAGUUCGAGUCCAAAUGGGAGGUUUAUUAAGGUGCAUAGUUCAGGAAAUGUGAGGGGGAAGGAGUAUGAGGAUGUUAGUGGAUCCCCUGGGAGCUUACCAGAUCGUUUAAUGUCAGAAAUUUAUCAGCAUUUUGCAAAUAGGACGAGUCCAGGUGGUAAUGGUUCGUCAAGGAGGCAGAGGAGGAAGGAAAAGGAAAAACAGGGAAGGAGAAAGUUGGAGCCAGAGCAUUUUGUCAAGAUCGUUAAUUGCUCGCCCACACCUGCCCGACCUUUGCAGGGUUUGUGGAAGGGCAUUGGUGAUGAUAUGAGUUUGGAAUUUUAUUUGACAAGCUAUGAUGACAUUGGGGGUAUAGCAUGCCGAAGGAUUGAAGACUCAUCUAGACCAUUUAAUGGUUAUAACCCAGUAUUUUGGACGUCAAGUACGACCUUGAUUGAGCCUCCCUUUUCUGCUGAAGAAGAAUAUGAGUAUCAUAGUCGUGUACAUCUGAGGCCACCUGCGGAGGCUGAUGACUGCCAUGAUCAUCUGCAGCGUUCAGAUCAUGGUGCUGUGUCACGCAUGCUUCACAUGACCUCAAGUUAUGAUUUGGUUAUUCCAGGCACCACUAUAAAUCCUCGGCAGGUUGAGGGAAGAAUUUGGCAGUAUAGAAAUGGGACGUAUGGAUUUGGAUUUCUUCGCAACAAUUAUGUUAUAGAUCUCAAACAUAUAGCUCAAGAUGGGCACCUUCUUGAUACAAUGGAAUUUUCUAAUGAUUGAUCCUUCAUGGAUCACCCCAACUACAGACAAUGAAACGGAAUAUGUUAUGCUUCAUUCAAUUGUCAUUGUACAGAUUUUUCUUGCUGUUAUUAGGUGCCCAAUGGGCCUUUGUGACGACUUAUUUACUGGAAGAAUCUCUCUUCUGAAACUUUUCUAGUUUUUGCUAUUUUGCACUGUAUAACACCCCACUAUUUUGAAACAUGUCCUUUUAUUUCUCUUUAUA